AAGAGGGAAGACGGAGUCGUGGUACGCCAGGACAAACUGAGACUUCAGAAAUUCUUGAUCUCUCUGCACGGAAGAGUAUUUGAAAAUACUUCAGUGCAAACAGGCGGUGUUGGCAAGCACUUCUACCCAAGUAUUCUCUGCUGCCCAGGCGGAGGGUUGCACCAGUCCCACGCUCCUCGCAGCACUUGGCAGGAGGUACGGCUGCACCGAUUAAAAAAAUGGCUCAAAUUUUGCAAAUUAUCUGGAAAUCCUGACACAUCAGAUGGAAACGAAUGCGAUGGAGAUAACAUACCCGGAGCGCAUCCAUCAGGUCUGGUUCAUCCAUGAGUUGAGGGAAAGUUGCUAAAAUAGGAUUACAGAUUAAUUCUGAAAUAGAAGACCACACGUUAAAGGCCGAGGAAGAAACAGGAUGGUUUUCAAGGUAUCAGCACAUCAAGGUAUUGAACAUAUCCUCUCCCUCAGAACAUUUCAAAGGGAACAUGAGCUGUAAUAGCGCUCUGGAGCACAGGGAAAGCAGAAAAGCUCUCUAACAACUGCGUUCUCUGACUGUACCCAACUCUCGGUGGCUGAGAGACCAGAGCCACACAAAACACCAUUGCUGCUUUAUUAAGAGAAACCAGCAAGCAAGAGACCUUCCUGAUUUAACGUGGGAGUAGAGCGAGGUGUUUUUCCUCAUUUCUGCACCUGUCUUUUUUCAUAAACACCUGAAAUCGUGCUGCUGGAUUUGGAUGUUAUGAAUAAACACACUUGCAUUCUACCUUGAUCUGGCUUGUGUUGCGUGCCAUUUUAAAAUAACCGCGUGACGAGCGGCACGGUGAAUUUCCCACAUCAUCCACCGCAGAGGUGUCCUGCCUGCUUUUCAGAAAAAACGUAGAAAAUGGCUACCAGAACAAGUUCUGAAACACUGGGGUAAAUCCUUUCAACCAUUUCAAAUGAAGACUGAAUCCAAACGGAUGCAGUUUAACUCCAGGAGAGGUCAUCACCCUCAUCUGUUGCCCUACAUGAUCAGAUCAAUUCAGGUGUCUGAAGAUGUUUACCAAACAGCACAGGCAGUUAUGCUGAAGUUGAUCAAGAGGCAAGGAUUUAUAAAGCCACGAAAUAUGCAUUGAAGAGAAACCCACGAGUAUCAAUCUCCUGGAAAAGAAGAAAUGCACAGCUACAAAGGUGAGAACCCCCAAACCUGCACUGAUGCUCUAAAGAAUACAGGAGAGAAAACAAACUGACCCAGAGGGUUUACCCAUCUGCUUGCAGAGUUUCCAAGGCAGUGACCCUGCGUGUGGGAAGGUUUAUUCACUCCAUGGGGAAGGAGCCGAUCCGCCUGCCUGCCCAGCCUUUCCAGACCCACAGCACUAACAGCAGGACCUGCUGUUGGCAGCAGCGUUUGUCUCCGACGCACAGUACAACAGGAAUAUUCCUUUCAAGACGUCCCCGGAGGCAGUCAGGCUUUAUUAUCUCUAUAACCACUGGAUUAUGCGAACAGCCACCUACUUCUUCAUCUUUCUCGACCUGUCCCUUGCGGUGUUUGAAGAACCUGCUGUGUAUCCGCUCCCCUUCCUGGUCACUUCUGUGCUCGAGGUGCUGUGCCUUCUGGUGUUCUUUGGCCGACUGACACAUUUUGCAAAAGUGACCCAUCGCAGCGUGUUCUGGAAGGACACCAAGAACAUCUGCAUCAUGGUUGCCAUCCUGUUAUCCCUAACAGACUUGGCCAUAUACGGGGUCCUCAGGAUAUACGACGUGAGGAGCAUUCGAUGGUCGAGAAUUGUGAGGCCCAUCUUCCUGAUCAACUUUGCAGAGAGUCGCCAGAUUCGGAGAGCCUUCCGCAGCAUCCGCAACACACUGCCAGAGAUCACCUACGUCUUCUUGCUCUUCAUGUUCAGCCUCCUCAUGUUCUCCCUCAUGGCCUUGAAGCUGUUUGGCGAGAGGAAUCUCCAGACAGCAGAAGGCUUGCCGUAUUUCAGAAACUACCUAGAAAUCGUGUUUGACCUCUAUGUGCUGGUGACGACAGCCAACAGCCCGGAUGUCAUGAUGCCAGCGUUUGACUUCAGCUCCUGGUAUGCCCUGUUCUUCAUUGCCUUUGUCAUCGUCAACACCUACAUCUUCAUGUCUCUCUUCCUGGCUGUUGUGUACAACAACUACAAAAAACACCUGAAGAAUGAGAUCCGUGAGCUUGCUUACAUGAAGCGCCGCAAGAUGCUAGAGGCCUUCAGCCUCCUGAAGGAAGAAGAAGGGGCACAGUUUGUGGUUAGAGAAGCCCGGUGGAAACAGCUUGUCAAGCUGGUGGCUCCUGAUAUCAGCAGCUCCCACAGAGAGCUGCUGCUACGCAUCUCAGAUGAUGAGCAGAAGGGUUUUGUAGACAAGAAGUCCUUCGUACAGCUGGCAGAUCUCCUCAACAUCCAGGUGGUGACCCUGAAGAUCCACAGCCACCCGCUGGGGCAGUGGGUGCCUCGUGUGUACGCGUCAGGCGUGAGCCGGUUCCUGCGCAGCAUGGUCAGGCACAGGGGAUUUGUUUGGACUUACGAUGUGAUCAUUCUCAUAAACGCUAUUUUCAUUGCUCUGGAUGAGGAAAGCCCUUAUAUUUCUUAUGCAGAGUGGGUCUUUCUUGCUCUGUAUAUAAUUGAGAUACUCCUGAAAGUGUACACCUAUGAACCAAGGGCGUUCUUUGGCAAAAAUCAGUUUUGGAACUGGUUUGAUACCCUCAUCAUCUUUGCUGCCUUGACUGCGACGAUACUCAAUACCACCCUGAAAUCGACAGUGAAAUACAACAGUCAGCAGAUCCUGGACAUUGUCUUCAUCUUAAGGGUCCUCAGGCUAAUAAGGAUUGUUGACAGCAUUCAAAGGUUCCGGGUCAUCAUGAACACGCUGAUAAACAUCGUGCCGACCAUGUUGACAUUUGGUGGGCUAACUCUGGUUGUGUACUGUGUCUUUGCGAUUGUCGGCAUGGAGUUAUUCCAUGGGAAAAUCCAGUUCUUCCCUGCAAACUCGAACGCUCCUCACGCCCUAGAGUGCGGAAACCCGGCCCUCAAGGAUUCCCUCUUUGCCCGGGCGAAAUACUGCAAGAACAACUUCAACAACUUUGCCUCGUCCUUCAUCGUCCUGAUGGAGCUCACCGUGGUCAAUCAAUGGCACGUCUUCGCCAACGGGUUUGCCAACGUGACGGUGCAGCCCGCCAAGCUGUAUUUCAUCGCCUUCCACAUCAUCAUGGUGAUAAUAAUCGUCAAUAUCUUCGUGUCGUUCAUUUUGGAAGCUUUCUUUGUGGAAUACUCCCUGGAGAAGAGCGAAGUAGAAACGGCCAUUGAGCGCAAAAUCCAGGAGCUGGGAGUGGGAGUUCAAGAGGAUGAGCUCCGGGAUGAGCAGCUCCUCGAUAACAUGGAGGGUGCUGAGCACGACCUGGAGGGGGAAGGUGGAAUGAAGGCGCAGCCUAAAGGGCUGGUCUUUAAAAUUGCAUCUAAACGGUACAGGACAGUUGACGCUCUGCUCCAGCGCAUGUUUGAGGCCGAGAUACCCCUUGAAGAUGAAGGCCCUUCACUUGAAGAGACCCCCAACUUGUCCCCAGUGCCCGGUGCCCAGGCUGGGGAGCGCCCUGUGUAGCAGGGACAGCCCGGGGUCGUUGAUGGGAGCAGCGGAUCUGCAGCUCCAGUGUGUUCCCUGGCUGAUUCCCGCGCCUGGGGACCAGGUUACACAGCGGAGGGGGCGGCUGAGCCCAGAAAGGGCUUCAUCAUGUAAAGGAGCUUUAUCUCAUGUAGAGUCACAGCUAAACUUUGGAACUGGAACGACCCUCCCCCGAAAGCAGAGGGAGAGUCGGUGUAUCUGUAACGGUGCCCUAUGCAGUAUGUUAUGGAGUACCCACUUGUAACGGGGAUCUUGUAUUCCAGCGCUUUUAUAUGCGUAUCUGGACCAGUGUAAGCUGAGUUAAACAGCUCUUUGUACAUUGAACACAAUAAAUGGCUCAUAAUCAGAGUUAA
Columba livia (rock pigeon) is the source of this 3962-nucleotide messenger RNA. RefSeq lists its product as uncharacterized. Gene Ontology annotation, biological process: transmembrane transport; monoatomic ion transport. The record is from RefSeq and is a predicted model, not a curated record. Gene Ontology annotation, cellular component: membrane. The transcript has 22 exons. NCBI's taxonomy places the organism in Eukaryota, Metazoa, Chordata, Aves, Columbiformes, Columbidae. Bases 1471 to 3588 code for a protein of 705 amino acids. Gene Ontology annotation, molecular function: monoatomic ion channel activity.